This is a messenger RNA of Myripristis murdjan (pinecone soldierfish), 4906 nucleotides long. It is a transcript of the gene fgd4a, whose product is annotated as FYVE, RhoGEF and PH domain containing 4a. Gene Ontology annotation, biological process: cytoskeleton organization; filopodium assembly. Bases 225 to 2951 code for a protein of 908 amino acids. Gene Ontology annotation, molecular function: guanyl-nucleotide exchange factor activity; metal ion binding. Gene Ontology annotation, cellular component: cytoplasm. The record is from RefSeq and is a predicted model, not a curated record. NCBI's taxonomy places the organism in Eukaryota, Metazoa, Chordata, Actinopteri, Holocentriformes, Holocentridae. The transcript has 18 exons.
GAUAAGCUGGUAAUCAAACGCAGACAGGGCCAUUAACACUGUCUCUUCAGCACCGUGCCGAGUCUGACCGGGAUAUUCAGAUUUCCAAGAGCAGCCGCUGCAGCGCCAGGUCGGAGGCGCAGCUGAGCCGUGCGUCAUGUGGAAGCCGCUGCAGAGUGCGGAUUUUAAAGUGCUUCUUUGAAUCGCCCUCGGUUACUUUCAGUUUGUUUCACUUGGGUAUUUCAAUGUUGGAGCGACCAACACCACGCAGAGGCAUGGACGACUUCAGGAGAGUCGCCUUUCGCAGAAAAUCGCCAAAUUUGGUGAAGCCAAACAUGGAGCAAGAGGAAUCAGCAGAGAAGAAAGGCAAAGCCAGCUGUUUCCAGUCCAAGAACGCUGACGAGGAGGCUUGCGUGGCGGUGAAAAUCGAACACUCCCGAGCUCUCGGCAGCAGCUCGUCCUGCAGCGAUCGCAGCAGCCCGCCCAGCGUGAGGGCUUGUCUCAGCCGGGCGGCCAGCGGGACAAGUGAGAAGAGGCGGGGAGGAUUCAAUGGAAGAGGCUCUGCCAGCAGGCCUCCGCUGCAGCCGAAACCACAAGUGCCUCCGAAGCCAGCGCACCUCCAGAGCCCGGUGACGGAGCUCUCCUCCCCACUGGGCCGCAUCCAGAGACCGGCGUUUAAAUCGAGCAUGGAGGAGGGGGGCGGAGGAGGAGGAGGAGGAGGAGGAGGAGGAGGAAGAGGGGCUCUGAGCAGAGAGCGGCCCAGGGAGAAACACUCCAAAGUCUCAGACCUCAUCAGCCGCUUUGAGGAGAACAGCAACACAGAGAACAGCAGAGACGGCUCGCCGCUCAAGCAGAUCAGCAAGUCGGCCAACUGCAGCCCGGCUCACCGCGCCCACCAGAGGCAGGCCGAGGCCAACAGGAUACCCGACAGCCACUCUGCAGCCGGGCAGGGCUCGGCGUCCGUGCCGGGCACGCCGCGGGAUGCCCACAAACUGGCAGCCAACGGGGUGCUAGCCCAGAUGGACCGGGAGCAAGACAAGGAAAACGAGAAGGAGACAAAACAGGAGGACAAUGGGAGUGUAAGGAUAGAGACUGCGGGGCUGGUGAAUGGAGAUAUGGGGGACGGGGACGGGAGCGCCGAGCAGAGCGGUGAUCACUCACCUCCACACACAGACAGGACUGAUACAGAAACCCACACGGAGAAUGAGGACAGUGGGACUAAAGCGGAGACGCAGAGUGAAGACAGGAAAGAAGAAGGGAGCGCAGAGCAUAAGGAGACGAAUGAGCAGAAGCUGUUUAAGAUCGCCAGUGAGCUCUUGCAGACGGAGAAGGCCUAUGUCGCACGGCUCAACCUGCUGGACCAGGUGUUCUGUGCCAAGCUGAUGGAGGAGGCAGGUAAAGGGACGUUCCCUGUGGAAGUCGUGAAGAACAUCUUCUCCAACAUCUCCUCCAUUCACACCUUUCACUGCCAGUUCCUGCUCCCAGACCUGGAGAAACGCAUGGGAGAAUGGGAGUCCACACCUCGCAUCGGAGACAUCCUGCAGAAGCUCACGCCCUUCCUGAAGAUGUACGCCGAGUAUGUGAAGAACUUCGACAAGGCCAUGGAGCUGCUGAAGCAGUGGACCGACCGCUCGCCUCAGUUCAAAGCCAUCAUCCAGGAGAUCCAGAGUAAGGAGGUGUGUGGCUGCCUGACGCUGCAGCACCACAUGUUGGAGCCGGUGCAGAGGAUCCCUCGCUACGAGAUGCUGCUCAAAGACUAUCUGAAGAAGCUGCCUCAGGAUGACCCCGACCGGCGAGACGCAGAAAAAUCAUUAGAUAUUAUCGCCACGGCUGCCACGCACUCCAACAGCGCCAUUCGAAAGACGGAGAACCUGAAGAAGUUGCUGGAGAUCUACGAGAUGCUGGGGGAGGAGGAGGACAUCGUCAACGCCUCCAACGAGUUCAUCAAGGAGGGCCACAUCCUGAAGCUGGCCGCCAGAAACACCUCGGCCAUGGAGAGAUACCUCUUCCUGUUUAACAACAUGCUGUUGUACUGCGUGCCCAAGUUCAGCCUGGGGGGGCCCAAAUACACGGUGAGGACGCGCAUCGGCAUCGACGGCAUGAAGGUCCUGGCAACAACCAACGAGGAUUACCCUCACACCUUCCAGGUGUCGGGAAAGGAGAGGAUACUGGAGUUACAGGCCAGCUCAGAGCAAGACAAGGCAGACUGGAUUAAGGCUUUCCAGGAGACAAUUGAGAUAUUCCAGCAAAAAAAUGAGACAUUCAAGUCUGCAUCAAAGGACGUGGAGGAAGUCUCGACGGCAGAGCUGGGGAAGCGUGCCCCUCGCUGGAUCCGUGACAACGAGGUGACAAUGUGCAUGAAGUGCAAAGAGCCGUUUAACGCUCUGACAAGGCGGAGGCACCACUGUCGCGCCUGCGGCUACGUGGUUUGCUGGAAAUGCUCGGACAACAAGGUGCCGCUGGCGUACGACAACAACAAAAUGAACAAGGUCUGCAGAGACUGCUACUCCAUCCUGACCGGAGAGGAGAGAGCCGAGGGCAAGAGGAAGGGCAUCCUGGAGAUCGAGGCGGCCCAGUUCACAGACAGCAGCAUCAUAUGCGGCUUCCUGCAGUACUGCGAGAAGAACAAGCCCUGGCAGAAGGUGUGGUGCGUCAUCCCUGAGAAAGAGUGCCUGGUGCUUUACCUCUACGGAGCUCCGCAGGAUGUGAAGGCCCAGUGCACCAUCCCCCUCCUGGGCUACGUCGUGGAGGACAGCCCCCGUCCCACGGACCCUCCGGCCAGCUUCCGCCUGUCCCAGUCCAAGUCCGUCCACAACUUCACCGCCGAGUCCGAGGAGCUCAAGCAGCGCUGGCUCAAAGUGAUCCGGGUGGCAGUGACAGGAGAGAAGCCAGAGUGCCCGCAUCCCAACGGCAGCAAUCCCAACUUGACGGACAACUUCAGCGCACAGGAAGCUGGUACUGACAGCACAUAGAUGCGUGUUUCUGUGGACAAGCGAGGCGAGGCUGUCGGAUUGCUUUCAGAAAGACGCGAUGCGUGUGGCCCGAACACAAAACCAGACAUUCACACUCCCCGUGUUGCCCUUGUGGUCAUGGAUCUCACAUUCAAAGACAAUAACAAAAUGGGAAAUCAGUGCUGGAUAAGCUUCCUCUCCUUCUCAGUCUUCAGUCUUUGACCUGCUUUGUUUCCUCCUGGAUUUUUUAAAGAAAUAAUUCCACGAAAGAAGGCAAACGACUUUGAUCCAUUGCUAGAGCUGUGCUGGGACGCAAGAGGACAUUUCUGGUACAAUCAACACUAGAGCAGAGGGACCUCAGGGCUGUUUCUGCUUCCCUCAAACAGGCACUAUUACAGCCAGCUCCGACUCAAGUCUUCGCGGAUCCCCAGCAAAUCCUCUUGAGCCAACGGACUUACACAGCGCCCGAUACAGCGCGGAUCACAGCAGACUGUCUCCCGGACGCGCGAUCUGCCUGUGAUGUAUCUCGGCUCUGUGUGCUUGUACAGCAUAAUGUUACUUUUUCGUUUCGUUUCUGCAGAAAGGAACAAAAAUGUGUUUUUAACGUGCAGAAAUCUUUGGUUCCAAACCUCGUUUUGGUAAUAUAGAAAGAAAAAAAAACACCUAAAUAUGAUAUAGAGUAUUCUCAGUAUUUCUUCUUUUUUUUUUUAAGUUUGUUUUUCUCCGGUGGAAUAGCUGGUUCCAGAACUGGGAAAAAAAAAAAAAAAAAAAGAUCAGCAGCGACUAUUUAAACCACGUAGUUUCAAAUCACACACUAGUCUGGUCUUGCCUCCUCACCCCUCCCAUCAGUGGAUAUGCAAACAGUCAAAUCUAUGGAUGCACCAUGGCUCAUCUGUCUGCCUGCCUUGCAAUCAGUAGUACCCACCCUAUGGUUCGUUGCAAGCUCUUCUCCUAAGUUAAGAAGAAAAAAAAAAAGAAAUAUUGUGCGGAUCCUUCCAGUUUUUAAUAUAGUAUGUAGACGGCGUCUUAUUAUUUUACUGCUAGGAGCGAGCGGUGCUGUUUCUAACGAAACAGCACGUGGAAACUCGGUGUAUUCUAAUAUAUAACAGAGCGUAAACGAUGACACACAAUCAUGUGCAGCACUGAGGGUGAAUAAGUGGUUGUCUGACUGCAGGAAAUCAAUGGGCCCCCAAUUCAUCUGGACAAAACCGGUCGGGGCGGGGUUAUUAUUCGUCGUCAGGGUUUUCUUAAUGUAGAUGCAUAGGGAGCAAGUCAGAGACAAGCCUGUCUUCCACCAUGCAGCACAAUCAGAGAAAGACGUGACAAGGUGCCGGCGAGGAGUGUAAAUGUGUGUUUAAAAUGCUGUAAUUAAUUUUAUUAUUUAAAGUAAUUUAUAGAAUAUGACGAGCAUGACCUGAAAAGAGAAGUAGCACAAGGACGUCCCACCCCUCUCGUUUUGUUACUACCAGACAAUUCACCUUUAAACGAAGACGUGCAGUAGAUAGGCAGCGGUUCCUCCAGCAAAUGUGUAAACCUUGGGUCUUCAGUGUGACUGCAGCCAAUCAUUAGCAUUGAAAUGACUUGGGGUAAAUGUGCCUAUUAUUAUUAGUAUUACUAUUAUUAUUAUCGUUAUUAUCGUUCUCUCCACAGUGAGUGUGUUCAUUUACAUGUUCAUAUUCUGCAGGAUUUCCCCCAAAGCUCGAUGCUGGUGCUAACCCGAGUCUCACCCCUCUAACGUCCGCUCCACAGUGUUCACCUACAAAACAAAGAGCACAAAUCCCCCCCCCCCCCCCCCCCCCCCCGUCUCAAAGAUCUGAAUGUACAGCCAGAUUGUUUUUUUUUUUUCGUUUGUUUAUUUGUUUUUUUCCCCAUACACUGUCCCCUCCUCUCCUCCCAAAAGGUUUGAGAAUCUACGCACUUUACAAGCCUAUAUAAAGUGUACCUUGUAAGAAAAUAAAACGAGAAAAUAUCUUGCA